GCUGGUCUUGAACUCCUGGCCCGAGGCAAUCCUCCCACCUGGGCCUCUGAAAGUGCUGGGGUUGCAGGUGUGAGCUACCACACCCAGCCUAGCUCUUAUCUCUUACAUGCAUGGAGGAAAUGUUUUCCUUCUGGCUUGCAUCUGACCCUGCUCACUCAGCACAGCCUCAGGUAGUAUCAGAUCUUAGUUUCAGUACUGACUCCCUCCCUUACUGGCUAUGACAACUUGAGGAAGACCAUCCUUUCUGCCUCAGACUCAAGUGUCAAAUAGGAUUUAUGCCACCAGCCCCAGCUGUCUCAUGGGACUCUUGGACUGAUGGAGGUGAAAAUGCUCCAAGCACCUGAAGGUGGCAGAGAGGAAAGCUGACCAGCAUUGGGUCCUGUAAGAACAUCUGGGGAGAGAAUGGUAAAGCCAGGUGCCCUCUGGGCCACACUGGGAAGGGCACAGGGAAGAUCCCGGGACAGCUCUGAAGAAUCUGUUGAUAUCUUUCCUUCUCGUAAUUCCUUUCCACCAGAGGGUAGAGCAAAUACUUGAAACCUGGGAUUCACCCCAGGCCUCCCCUCACCUGGGAAUGCCUUCCAGCUAUGCAGGUGGGUCCUAAUCUCUCAUCUGCCUAAGACUAGCUGUGAAUCUAGACCACACCCCUCAACUUUUCUGAGCCCGUUCUUCAUCUGUAGACUGUGUUCACGCUGCCUCCGUUGUGGGAAAAUUGAGAUGUGCACAAAAGUGUCUAGAGUGAGUAUGGGACAACUAGGGCUGCUGCCCCUUCGCCAUUGCUAUGGGCCCCCACUGAUCUCACAAUUCAGAGCACCCCUACCACCUGUGAGGCAGUCCUGUGUUGGCUGGAAUCAGCCUGUGUUCUAGAAUCUUGUCCCCUCCACUGUCCUCCUGGUUCUAGAAUCCCACUGCUAUUCCAUACCAGGCACUCUAGAACCAGAGACUGCUGCUUUUCCUGGGCAGGGCCUGCUUGCUCCAGCUCUCAAGUCUGACUUGCAUCUACGCUGUGGGCAAGAUGCGGCUGCGAGACCGCAUCGCCACAUUCUUCUUCCCAAAAGGCAUGAUGCUCACCACGGCUGCACUGAUGCUCUUCUUCUUACACCUGGGCAUCUUCAUCAACGACGUGCACAACUUCUGCAUCACCCACCACUACGAACACAUGAGCUUUCACUACACGGUCGUCCUGAUGUUCUCCCAGGUGAUCAGCAUCUGCUGGGCCGCCAUGGGGUCACUCUAUGCUGAGAUGACAGAAAACAAUGCUCAACGGAGCCAUGUUCUUCAACCGCCUGUCCUUGGAGUUUCUGGCCAUCGAGUACCGGGAGGAGAACCACUGAGGCCUGGGGAGUCGGAACAGGGCUGA
This is a messenger RNA of Chlorocebus sabaeus (green monkey), 1357 nucleotides long. It is a transcript of the gene CATSPERH, whose product is annotated as transmembrane protein 262. The record is from RefSeq and is a predicted model, not a curated record. NCBI's taxonomy places the organism in Eukaryota, Metazoa, Chordata, Mammalia, Primates, Cercopithecidae.